This is a messenger RNA of Trichomycterus rosablanca, 1770 nucleotides long. It is a transcript of the gene mlec, whose product is annotated as malectin. Gene Ontology annotation, cellular component: membrane. The coding region runs from base 232 to 1101 and encodes 289 amino acids. Lineage: Eukaryota; Metazoa; Chordata; Actinopteri; Siluriformes; Trichomycteridae. Gene Ontology annotation, molecular function: carbohydrate binding. The transcript has 6 exons. The record is from RefSeq and is a predicted model, not a curated record.
UCCGGAUCCGCACUUCAAUCCGAUUAUUAAUCCGAUUCAUUAAUGAAGGUGUGAUCAGAUCAAACCGCCUUCGGCACCGAUUCAUGAACAGAUCCAGCAGACGAGAUCCCGAGCAGAUCCGAGAAGAUCACAGAAGAUCCAGGUGCUGCAGACUGGAUACACAUCAAAGCAGGAGGGAUUCGAACCUGAUUCAUCCAGCACAGCUGUAUUACUCGAUCCCCCGGAGCGGCCAUGCGGCGUAUCACGGCACCGUGGGCGGUCCGAUUCAUCCUGACGGCGAUGUCGGUACUGGUGGGACGAUGCCGGGCCGAAGCCGACGCCGAGCCGGUGAACCUGGCGGAGCGGGUGAUCUUCGCCGUGAACGCGGGAGGAGACGCUCACACCGACUCGCACGGGAUUCAUUUUAGAAGAGACCCGCUGGAGGGCAAACUGGGCAAAGCAUCGGACUAUGGGAUGCGCCUGCCGAUCCUGCGCUCCAGUCCGGAGGAUCAGAUCCUGUAUCAGACGGAGCGCUAUAACGAGGACACGUUCGGGUACGAGGUUCCCAUCAAAGACGAGGGAGAGUACAUCCUGGUGCUGAAGUUCGCCGAGGUUUACUUCGCCCAGUCACAGCAGAAGGUCUUCGAUGUGAGGAUGAACGGUCACAUGGUGGUGAAGGAUCUGGAUAUUUUCGACCGGGUGGGGCACAGCACGGCGCACGAUGAGAUCGUACCCUUCACUAUAAAGAGGGGGAAGCUCAGCGUUUUGGGGGAGGUGUCCACGUUCAACAGCAAGCUGACGGUGGAGUUCAUAAAGGGUUACUAUGAUAAUCCCAAGGUGUGCGCGCUCUACAUCAUGAAAGGGAAACCUGAAGACGUGCCGAAGCUGCAGCCUCACCCCGGCCUGGAGAAGCGCGAGGAGGAUGAAGAGGAGGAGGAGGACGGCGAAGUUGGGGAGGACGGUGUGAAGAAGAGCGCCUCCCACUCCUCAUCGAAAAAUCCGGUCCGGUCCGGCCCGAGAACGCCGAACCCGUACGCGGCCGACAACAGCAGCCUGAUGUUCCCCAUUUUAGUGGCCUUCGGAGUGUUUAUCCCUACACUGUUCUGCCUCUGCCGCCUGUGAGCGAGAGACAUAUACAAACACAGAGGGAGAGAGAGAGAGAGAACUAGAACGAGGGAUGGGCAAUCGGACAACAGGUUUUGUGGGGUGGGGGGGGCGGAUGAAAGGAAUUCGGAGACAUAGAGAGGGGCGAGAGACAUAUAAAGAGAGGGUGUGAGGGUGUGGGCUUGGAGACGAUGGAGAUAGGGGGAAUAGUAUUUAUGUGAGCGAACACACCCGAGACAGGACUCGCCACUGUUGGUUUGGCAGGUUCGUCUGGUCCAACAGGAAAUGACGGGGUGAAUCAGCAGCGAUGUGUUUGAUUGGCUGCCUUCAUUUUGUUAAGUUCCACCAAAAAUCAAAGGUACAAUGUUCCCCUUACCCACACUGCACCGCACUAAACAAAAUCUAUCAUUUAUUACUUUUAAUAAGAUUAGGAGACAAAAGUGACACAUAAUUGGCAGGAAUUAUUACAUAAAACUAAUAAUAAAUGAUCAGCAUAUCAUGAUAUACAAUUCUACCGUACAAGCACGAGCUGGCAAUUAUUUAUAAAGUCAAAGAGAAAUUAAAUAAUUGAAUCCAGCAGCUAAAAGCAUCAAUUUUUUAAUCUGUGGACACAGGUUGUUCUACAAAACCUGAUCGUCAAAAUAAGGUGGUGGUGAUUUUUCUGAAUAGCUGCCAGGUUACGAUGUG